AUGGCUAAACUUGAUUUAGAUUAUGAUGAUAUCAUAAAUAUCAAUGUUGGAGGAAAAAUAUACACUACAAAAAGAAGCCUUCUAUGUAUUGAUACAGAAUCAGUACUUUAUGAAUGGUUUAAAAUUGAAUCGAAUGUAAUGUUGGAUGUUGACAAAGAUGGUAACUUUUUUUUGAAUAGAGACUCUGAAUCAUUUCGUCAUAUAUUAGCUUAUCUUCGUUUCAAGAAUGAAGGUAUUAAAGUUGCACUUGCUUUACCUUCACAGCCAGAUGAAUUAGCAAAAUUGGCUGCAGAGUGUGGAGCGUUGAGAAUAAAUGAAUUUGAAAGAUUGGCUUUAAGAAUGUUGUCUAAUUACAAGCAUUUAGAAGCUUCUCAUGUUGUUAAAACCUAUACAAAUUAUGUAUUUAAUGAAUUUACGAACAGGUAA
This is a messenger RNA of Strongyloides ratti, 426 nucleotides long. RefSeq names its product Potassium channel tetramerisation-type BTB domain and BTB/POZ fold domain-containing protein. The coding region runs from base 1 to 426 and encodes 141 amino acids. The record is from RefSeq and is a predicted model, not a curated record. NCBI's taxonomy places the organism in Eukaryota, Metazoa, Nematoda, Chromadorea, Rhabditida, Strongyloididae. Gene Ontology annotation, biological process: protein homooligomerization. The transcript is spliced from 2 exons.